Molecule: messenger RNA, 1407 nt
Organism: Gambusia affinis (western mosquitofish)
Lineage: Eukaryota; Metazoa; Chordata; Actinopteri; Cyprinodontiformes; Poeciliidae
Product: receptor-type tyrosine-protein phosphatase C-like
Exons: 8
Coding region: 622-1407 (261 amino acids)
Molecular function (GO): protein binding
Source: RefSeq, a predicted model, not a curated record
AGCGCUGUUUUGCUGUCCGCAUACUCCAAAGACUCAUAUAAAAUAUAUUUCCUCAGCGAGGGAAGGUUUUGAUCUUGGAAGUGAAGCAGAGUGUCAGUGAAAUAACGUCGAAAAGGCGUACAGUUCAAAAAGUUUAAAAUCUAACUUUUUGUGUUUGCUUGGGUGAGCGUUUCAGCUAAUUACGCACAAAUCCCUCACGCUCACUGUUCCAAUCCACCGGCACUGCUGUCUCAGCAGAGGACAAAGAAAACAAAGGAGACUGACAAACAAACAGUGAGUGAAAAAAAAAGAUAUAAAAGAGUGGAAGCUUUUCUUUCCAUAUAGCAGCAGAGCUGAGGCGACGGUGGCGUUUAAUCAGUCGGUUUCUGCAGCGCCGUCAGCGUGAGCAGCCUCGGCGGUGCAGCCCUCUGAUCAGUGCUGGGAGAUGAGCUCCCCGCUGAGCUGCUGCCGCCCCUGAACCACAGGUCAGUCCUUGGGUUCAUUGAUCCAGAGAACAUAAUUCAGAUUACACCCACAAAACUCCCUGCAAAGAUAGAAGCAAAGAUACCUCCACGCUUUAAAGACCUCAGUGUUGAGUAUAAAUGUUCAGGAAUCAACGAUGAAUCUGUUGAACUUUCUGACAUGAAGCCGUUCACAGACUACAGCUGUACUGGUGACAUCAAGAUGAACAAUGUCUCCAUAAAUAAGACACUUCCACCUGUCCAGUUCAACAUCGACUGUGAUUUUACAGUGGAGAAACUGGAGAUCAGUACAACCAAUACUUCCAUUAAGCUGAACUGGGAAACGAAGAGUGAUAAUUGUCAAGAUGUUCUCAAAAAACUGGAUGAGCUUUCUUAUCACUGCAGCUGUCAGCAACAGAAAGGUGAUGGAAGAUAUUUUAAAACUGAUGGAAAAAUUAUUAAUCAACCUGAAAGAAGAAUGUGUGAGUUCACCAGUGGAAUUAAACCAUUCAGGUAUUACAACUGUGAAGUUCAUCACAUCUACACUGGACAAAAGGAUUUUAGAGGAACAAAAGUUACAGAGAAGACUAAACUUGGAAUACCAGAUCAACCUCAUAAUGUUGUCGUGACAGUUCCAGAGAACAAUAAGAUCAACGUGACAUGUUCAUUAGAUUACAUGGAUUUUAAUGGACCAGAGAAAAUAUACUUUGCACAACUUCAGGGUGUUCCUGGUAGCAGAAAGGACAACACAGAAUGUCAAUUUCAAUUUGAAGAUCUGAGCUACUCAACAUCUUACACAGUGGAGGUGUUUACUUUCAACGGACAUUUUACCAGCUCACCUGUGAGAAGUCAGGUUGACACCAGAUACAACAACAAAGCCCUCAUUGGCAGUUUGGUCUUCCUCAUUUACUUCAUCAUCCUCUGUGCUGCGCUCUUCAUCCUGAAGAGGAGAAUAUCCAGGAAGUAA